AUUGUCAUUAUAUUGUAUGGUCAUAUUUAAAUAUCUCUCUCUACAAAGUUGACUUUUGAUUUUGGCUGAAGGAAUUGCUGAAAAGACAGAGACAAUUAAAUGGUAAUCAUUCCAUUAAAUUAGUCUUCCUUCAUCUUUUCUUUUCUCUAUCAAAUUCAUCCCUUCUUAGUUCCAAUAAAACCAGAAAGAGAAGAAAGAAGCAGGAAAAAAGAAAAUGAAUCAGAAUUUGAGCUCUCUCCUAAUAGGAUUGGUGGGUGCAGCAAUCACUUUGUCUGCUUAUUCUCAAACUUUGAUAUCUCCAACUGAGUGCAUUACAAUGGGCCUUCUGGUUCUCAUUUUUGGUCUUCUUGUCAAUGAAGGUUUCAUCUCUCUUUAAGCUUCUCUUAAUUCUCAACUUCUUUUCCUUUUUUUCCUUUAAAUCAUUUGGGUAAUUUCUAUAUGUAAUUUCUAUAACUUCUUUUUUUCUUUUUCAUAUGUAUUGAACUUUUGCUAGCUUUUGCCUUUAUGAAUUCCUUUUUAUUUCAAUCUUUAAAUUAUCAUUUGUAAUCUUGGUGGAUUGAAGGUUUAUCAGAUCAAUCAUCAUUAAUAUUUUUGGUCAAGCUUUGCUAAAUCUGAAAAUUUCAA
This is a messenger RNA of Benincasa hispida (wax gourd), 624 nucleotides long. RefSeq lists its product as uncharacterized. Lineage: Eukaryota; Viridiplantae; Streptophyta; Magnoliopsida; Cucurbitales; Cucurbitaceae. The record is from RefSeq and is a predicted model, not a curated record.